UUUUUUUUAUUUUUUUAUUUUUUUUAUUUUAAGAAACCAUGUUGAGUUCUUCGCCCACUAUCAACGAAAAUGCCCAUUCAAAUUUACCCACUUCAAGCAAUAUACCCGAGUUUGUAAAGAAACUAUUUGGUAUGUUGGAAGACAACACAUACCCACAAGUGUUUUCAUGGGGAAUGGAAGGAGAUACUUUCGUAGUGAAAGAUCCGAACGAGUUUGCUCGUCAUAUCCUACCAAAGCACUUUAAGCACUCUAAUUUUGCUAGUUUUGUUCGUCAGUUGAACAAGUACGAUUUUCACAAGUUGAGAUUACCAGAAGACGGACAACGUAUUUAUGGUGAUCAGGCUUGGGAAUUUCAGCAUCCUAAUUUCAAAUACAACAGAAGAGAAUUGUUGGAAGAAAUCAAGAGAAAACCUACAGGAAAAUCAGCACAAGCAGCCAGUUCAGCACAAGCACAAACAGCAGCACCAGCUACAAAUCCAUCGGCUUCUACAUCGGCUUCAACCAUCAUGACAGGUCAUCCUCGUUCAACUUUAGUAGGCGCAGGCGCUACAGAAGAGUUGAAAGCAUUGACAAACACACUUCAAAAAGAAAUCAACAGCCUCAAAGACACACAAAAGAAAAUGACAGACAAGAUCAAGGGGUUUGAUAAGAAGUACAGUGUUGUGCUAGAGAGCAUUCAAGGGUUUAGAAAAAACAUGGAAGAACAAGAUACAGUCAUGCGAGAAAUCGUGGCUUUUGUCAAACAACAAAAGAACACAAAAGAGUUAGACACUGUCACUCAAACUUAUCAACAGAUAGCCACCACAAGUGAAGCACAACUGGAUCGACUUACAGAGACCAUCCAGACAAGCACACCACAGCUCUCUUUGACGACCACAGUUGAGAUGCCAUCCAACACGACAUUGGUGCCUGUUAUCAAUGCAUCAGCGCCUAUUAACCGAAAAAGAAAACGAAUGCAACCUGGAUGGUCAGUGCCACCUCGUGUCUUAUUGGUAGACGAUGAUUCCAUCUUUCGUAGAUUAUCUACCAGACUACUCCAGAUUGCUGGUUGUACAAUUGAUGUGGCUGUGGAUGGCAUGGAAGCCGUAAAGAAGCUUGGUACAGGCAAAUACGAUCUUGUGUUGAUGGAUAUCAUGAUGCCUAAAUUAGAUGGUAUGUCUGCCACUCGAAAUAUUCGUCAAUAUGAUACUUGGACACCUAUUAUUUCCAUGACCUCCAACACAACAGACCAAGCCAUUCAACAAUACUUUAUGAGUGGUAUGACAGAUGUGUUGCCUAAACCCUUCAAUCAAGGAUCACUGGGUAGUUUACUUGAAAGAUAUUGUGCUCAUUUAGUUGUCCAAAGACAACAUCAACAACAACUUCAUUUAUUACAACAGAAUUAUUCCUUAAACAGUACUCUGCUUGAUCCAAAUGCCAUGACACCACAACUCACCUUAAUUGAAGAUAACGAGGAAGAAGACAAAAAGACCAAUAACAACAACAACAACGACAACAACAACAACAACAACAAUGGAUUGGCUUAUUUACCACCUUCUUAUGAGGGUGGUUCCACUCAACAAGUAUCAUUGUCACAACAAGAACAAGGCAUGUAUUCCCCACUCAAUAAUCUUAUACCCCAAUUACAGCAAGCAACUUCCCUUUUACCUGAACAACAACAGGAAUGGUAUCUCUAUCAGAAAAGACCUAGAAUGGAAUAACUUGACAUUUUGCAUAAGUGAUGGUGUAAAUCUAUUUUGGGAAGUGUAUCACCAAUGAAUUACAGUGUCAUGCAUACACAGUCAUGAGAAAAAUAAAAAUAAAAAAAUAAGGUUUACCCAGGUUUCAAAA
Messenger RNA from Gilbertella persicaria, 1830 nucleotides. RefSeq lists its product as uncharacterized. The record is from RefSeq and is a predicted model, not a curated record. Lineage: Eukaryota; Fungi; Mucoromycota; Mucoromycetes; Mucorales; Choanephoraceae. The transcript is spliced from 5 exons. Gene Ontology annotation, molecular function: sequence-specific DNA binding; phosphorelay response regulator activity; DNA-binding transcription factor activity. The coding region runs from base 39 to 1700 and encodes 553 amino acids. Gene Ontology annotation, biological process: regulation of DNA-templated transcription; phosphorelay signal transduction system.